Molecule: messenger RNA, 579 nt
Organism: Mytilus trossulus (common blue mussel)
Lineage: Eukaryota; Metazoa; Mollusca; Bivalvia; Mytilida; Mytilidae
Product: complement C1q-like protein 3
Exons: 3
Coding region: 18-563 (181 amino acids)
Molecular function (GO): protein binding
Source: RefSeq, a predicted model, not a curated record
UACAACAAACAUUUAAGAUGAGCAUGAAGUGUGUAUGCAAUAUUCUCAUGCUUAUCGCUAUGAUGAUAAUCAGCAAUGUACAAGCCUCUUGCAAAAAGGAAAGUAGACUAUCAGAAGAUUUAAUGGAUAUGAUGUGCAAAAUCAGAAAACCAAGAAUUGAUAAUGAACCCCAUGCUGGCAAGCGUGAUGCAUUUACGGUAUCACUUACUAAAGGUACAAACUUAGCAGCAAAUGAAGUGAUCAAAUUUGACAAGGUUUGGUUAAAUACAGGAAAAAUUUAUGAUUCUUCAACUGGUGUAUUUACUGUGAAAAAGACUGGUUUAUAUCUUGUAUCAGGUUCAGUAAUGUCCUUCAGAGGAAAACAACUGCAUUGCCAUCUAUGGAAGAAUAAUGAAAGCACUGUUGGAACAUAUGGACAUAACUACUCCCAAGGUUCUUUGAAUGCUGUGAUGGAACUAAAGAGGGGAGAUAAGUUAACAAUCCGUCAUGAUGGUCAUGCUGGUACUGAGGGAUUGUAUGGUAUGCACUGGUCUAUGUUUUCUGCUUACAUUAUUUCUGAAUAAAGUAUACUCAAUUAUA